Messenger RNA from Penicillium cinerascens, 372 nucleotides. RefSeq names its product hydrophobin family protein. The transcript is spliced from 2 exons. Bases 1 to 372 code for a protein of 123 amino acids. Gene Ontology annotation, molecular function: structural constituent of cell wall. NCBI's taxonomy places the organism in Eukaryota, Fungi, Ascomycota, Eurotiomycetes, Eurotiales, Aspergillaceae. The record is from RefSeq and is a predicted model, not a curated record. Gene Ontology annotation, cellular component: fungal-type cell wall.
AUGGUCAAGUUCCCCGUUCCCGAGAGCAUGACCGUCAAGCAGGCUCAGGCCAAGUGCGGUGACCAGGCUCAGCUCUCCUGCUGCAACAAGGCAGUCUACGCCGGUGACACCACCGAUGUCAACUCCGGCAUGCUCGGCGGUGCUCUGUCCAACCUGAUCGGUUCCGGCUCCGGUGCUGACGGUCUCGGCCUGUUCGACCAGUGCUCCAAGCUGGACCUCCAGAUCCCAAUCCUGAUUGCCAUCCCCAUCCAGGAUCUUGUCAACCAGAAGUGCAAGCAGAACAUUGCUUGCUGCCAGAACUCCCCCUCAUCCGCCAACUCGGAUCUGAUCGGCGUGGGCCUCCCCUGCGUUGCCCUCGGCUCCAUCAUCUAA